CUUAAUAUAUUUAGAAUAAUGAAAAUGAAACAUCAAAUUGACGUAUUCGUAUUUGUACUACUAACUAUGGGUACGUCAGCAAAAAAUGUGCGAAUUGUUGGCGGCCAAGACGCAGAUGUUCGAACAUAUCCGUUUGUAGCAGUAUUUAAACAUGUUGGUCAAUUACAUUUUUUUUGUGGUGGUGCAAUAAUAAGUAAUAGGCACGUAGUUACAAGUGCUAUAUGCCUACGCAAAGAAUUAAACGAUUUCCGUCAUCUUAGAGUUUAUACAGGCAUAUCUUCAGAUCCGAAUACAGGAACUUCGCAUGAAGUGAAAAAGAUUUUGAUUCAUCCUCGUUUCUCAGCAACACGCAAUUCUGAUGAAAUGUUUUUACAUGAUAUCGCAGUCGUCAAGCUGAAACAAGCAAUUCAAUUUAAUGAAUUCCAAAGCGCCAUCGAACUAUUAAACAGAGAUGUUAUUAGCACUGAGAUGGGCUUGGUUUUGGGAUGGGGAUCAACGACUUAUCCAGAAGAUUCAUAUCCUAUACAAAUGCAAAAGGCCAAUGCGCAUGUUAUUCCAGAAAGCAUGAAUUCUAGAAUUUAUACAUUUAUUAUGCACGAUACUCAGUUUGCGGCGUUGGACAGAAAUGGAAUUGGACUGUGCACGAAUGAUGGCGGGGAUCCAUUUAUCAUUGAGGGCAAACUCGCUGGUUUAGCAUCAAUUAUCUAUAGGUGUGCAAGAGGUGUUCCUGAUGUAUAUACGAAAAUAUAUUAUUACAUUGAUUUCAUAAGAGAUAUGAUGUUGAUUUCAUAAUAGAUACAACAUUAAUUCUGUAACACUGCAUCAAUAAUUUUCA
Messenger RNA from Ceratosolen solmsi marchali, 835 nucleotides. RefSeq names its product chymotrypsin-1-like. Gene Ontology annotation, biological process: proteolysis. The transcript has 4 exons. The record is from RefSeq and is a predicted model, not a curated record. NCBI's taxonomy places the organism in Eukaryota, Metazoa, Arthropoda, Insecta, Hymenoptera, Agaonidae. Gene Ontology annotation, molecular function: serine-type endopeptidase activity. Bases 19 to 792 code for a protein of 257 amino acids.